Messenger RNA from Lactuca saligna, 1827 nucleotides. The record is from the annotation of a GenBank genome assembly. NCBI's taxonomy places the organism in Eukaryota, Viridiplantae, Streptophyta, Magnoliopsida, Asterales, Asteraceae.
AUGAUUCAUGUGGAACAAAGACAAAACUCCAGCAGAAAAGAUACGUCUGAUUUCGUCUAUCAUCUUCUUUCAGCUGUUGAAGUAGGAAAAAGGAGGCAGUCUUUGAAUUUCAACCAAUCAGGAGCUAAUGAUGACAGUGAUCAACUAUCAGUUUCAGAAGCAGGAGAUAUUGGAGAUAGAGCACUUCAUAGUAAAAGACAUAGUGGAAAUGAAAGUGGAAGACCUGUGUUCCCUUUUGAAGAAAAUCUUGUACUUCCUAUUCAACAACAUUCUUUUAAAGAAUCACAUUCACACCUCCCAACUCCAUCUCCCUCUUCACCAGAUGCAAUAUUACAUGACAAAGGCCAGAAUCAAGAUUGUAAAAAAGAGCUUCCAUGGUUCAUGACAUAUAUUUCAUCUCGUGUUCAUCUAGCUGUACUUGGCAUUCUUGGGGUAUUGACAAGGUACCUACUAGAAAAACUAUUUGGUCCUCAAGUGGUAGGUGCUACAAGUGACAAUAGCUAUAUGUAUGUAGACCUUCCUCCCAAUAUGAUUGGUUCUUUCUUGAUGGGUUGGUUUGGUGUUGUUUUCAAAGGAGAUAUCUCCAAAUUCUCCCCUGAGCUGGCAGUUGGGUUGACCACAGGUUACUUAGGGAGUCUGACCACAUUCAGUGGUUGGAAUCAGAAAAUGCUUGAGCUUAGUGUCAAUGGUCAAUGGGUUUUCUCUUUUCUUGGAUUUCUUUUAGGCUUGUUUCUUGUUGCAUAUUCAUUCAUAUUCGGGGUGGAAACAGCAAAGGGUGUGAAAUGGGUCUUUAACAAAACAAAUCUAAAUUCCAAAUGUGGGUUUGAAUUAAAGAACAACAUUAUAAGUGAAAGUAUACUGAUAGUUUUAAUGAUUACAUUACUUGGGUUGUUAUGGGGGGUGAGUAUAGCAUUAUUGAAAAGGGAUUUUGAGAGUGACAAAAGUACAAGUCAUUUAUGGUUAGGGUGUAUAGUUGGACCAAUCGGUGUAUGGAUCAGAUUCUAUUUAGCAAAAUUCAAUGGAAAAGGAUUAGGAAGAAAAAACAUCAUGAAAUGGAUGCCUUUUGGGACAUUGAUUGCAAAUGUAUCAGCCUCCUGCAUCAUGGCAACCUUUGCAACAUUGAAGAAAUCUGUGAAGGAUGAACAUUUUGGUAUUGUGGCAACAGGGAUACAGUUUGGGUUAUGUGGUUGUUUGAGUACAGUUUCAACUUUCAUUGCUGAAUUUGGAGCAAUGAGAGAGAGUGUGGAUCCUUGGAAAGCGUUGGUCAUAGUCACAGAUUCAACACAUAACCAAAUUAUACGACCUAACCAUAGUUGGAAGUUGAAGCUUACAUGUGUGGUAAGAAGUCAAGUAAUAUAUGACUUAGGCUUACAGCAUAGAAGAUCGCUCAUUUUCUCCUCCGCCUGCUCCACCCGCGAGUUCCUCCAUCAAUGGUGCAUUUGGUUGGUUUUUAAUUUUUGCAACUCAAGAAAACACAUCUCCAUCAUCAAACCCCUUGAACGAACUCCACCUUCGGCCACUCCAGUGCCUUCCUCCGCCACUCCAGUGCUUUCCUCCGCCAGCGCCGCCGGUAAGCUUUUCUUUUCCAGCUUUGAAAUCGAUUUCCUUGGAACCAUCUUUGAAUGGACGUUUUCCAUGGAACCAUCUGUGAAUGAAGCUUUUCUUCUUCAUCUCCGAAUCGAUUUCCAUGGAACCAUCUUGGAAGUCGAUUUCCAAACCGCCCCUGUAAUAUUUAUGCUGAUUUUUCCAUGGAGUCUUUAUACUGAUUUCCAAACAGCCCGUGAUGCUUUGAUUUCAAAAUCUUUAUCAUCUUUGUGGUUUUGUUAA